Carassius carassius (crucian carp) is the source of this 1865-nucleotide messenger RNA. It is a transcript of the gene cdkn1bb, whose product is annotated as cyclin dependent kinase inhibitor 1Bb. The record is from RefSeq and is a predicted model, not a curated record. NCBI's taxonomy places the organism in Eukaryota, Metazoa, Chordata, Actinopteri, Cypriniformes, Cyprinidae. The transcript has 3 exons. Gene Ontology annotation, cellular component: nucleus; cytoplasm. Gene Ontology annotation, biological process: regulation of cell cycle; negative regulation of cell population proliferation; G1/S transition of mitotic cell cycle. Gene Ontology annotation, molecular function: cyclin-dependent protein serine/threonine kinase inhibitor activity; protein-folding chaperone binding. The coding region runs from base 345 to 884 and encodes 179 amino acids.
UGGGGGGAUGUGCGCUGAGAGAAGGCGGAUCUCCGAAGCACCAAUCCGCUGCGCUCCUCUCGUCGUUUAAAGAGCUCUUUGUGUCAAUCACGCGUUUUUUCAUCGCCAUAUUGGGUGCCGUGAAGCCUCGCCUUGUUAUUCUCUUCCCCUUUUUUACUACGACGCGCAGUUGACAGGAGCGGACCGUCGAGAACGCAGCUUGUGUUUUGAUGAUCGUCGCGCGUCUGUGUUUUCGCGCAUGCGGCGAGUUUGACUUCACUCCCGUGGGUUUGGAUCGCGUUAACGCAGGAGGAGACGCUCUGUAACAGCUGCUCGGUUUGUGUUUUCGACUCGAACGCCUUAAAAUGUCCAACGUGCGCUUGUCUAACGGGAGCCCGACGCUGGAGCGGAUGGAGGCGAGACUGUCAGAGCAGCCCAAGCCGUCGGCGUGUCGGAACCUGUUCGGUCCGGUUGAUCACGAAGAGCUGAAGAAGGACUUCCAGCGGCAGCUGAAGGCGAUGGAGGACGCGUCGUGUGACGCGUGGAACUUCGAUUUCUCCGCGCACACGCCGCGCACCGGCGGCAGAUACCGGUGGGAAGCGCUGGACGUCCGCUCGGUGCCCGGUUUCUACAGCAGGUCCGAGCGGGCCAAGGGCUCCGAUCUUCACAUGUGCUCCUCUGGGAAUAAUAGCGACAAUAACGUGGAUGUUAACGGCAAUCUCGACUGUCGGGUAACCGAGCAGAGCCCGGAGACGCCCGAAAAAGACCGAGAACAGAGGAAAAGAAGCUCCUGUCUCGACUCGUCGUGUCAAAGCAAACGCUCACACAUCUGCGUGGCUGAAGUGACCCGGACGCCCAGAAAGUCCAAAAAACCUAGAAAACACCCCAGCCCGACUCCCACAUAAACCCUAUGAGGGCUGACGUUGUGGGUUUGAUGACCUCAGUGCUUGCUGAACGAAAGAUUUUUGGGGGAAAAACGGACGAGCGAAUGGAGGAACGAGUGGAAAAUAAAACAUAUCAACUCUACGAGAGUGUUCAAGCACUGAAACAAACACUAAAGUUCUGGCACUCAAAGCAACUGCCUCGUAAAGCAGUGUAUGUAGCAGUGUGCAAUUAGGUUGAACUUCCUUUUUUGCUCAUUUUUGUUUUUCUUACUACCUGUGUAUAUAAAUAUAUAUGUUCCUUUUCGUAUGUAGCACAUAAUUAGUAUUAUGUUGGAAAAUUUCUUUUUUUUUUUUUCUUUAGGAGGUGUAUGGUUUGGUUUGACUUGAAGAGCCACCUUUGCCGUGUGUAGAUUAUUUCCCAAAUGCUGUUCAUGUUUAUUUCACGUUUUGAAGGCCUGUUUUAAUAUUGGCUGGGUAAAACAAUAUAUAUAUAUAUAUAUAUAUAUAUAUGUAUAUUUUUCUUCAGUUGAGGUACACACAAUAACAGUUCUAUGAAUGGAUCAGGUUGGAUCUGAACAUCUCGGCCUCUUUUGUUUUUGAAGGUGAUGUAAAAGUUGAAACUCUGAGGUCAAACCUUGUAGCAUCGACCAGUAUUACCAGUAUCAGGCACUUCCCUGGAGGAGACACGUCUCACACCCUCUUAAAUUAUUCUCUUGCUCACCUGUAAUUUGCGCGAAAAUUUCUACUGAUAAUAUUUUUCGUUUCAGUUUUGUUUGACUCGGUCACCCUUGAUUUAGCCUUAUUUUCUUGCGCAAGCGGGCGUUUUGCUCCACCAAGCGUAUGCAUCUUAAACACUCGACGAAUAGAUUCUGUGGUGAAACCUGAUGCAUAGCUGUAUUUAUAAAGUAAAUAUUGAUAUUUGAACAAUUUUCACUGCCUGUGUAUUUGUGUACAUAACUUUGUAAAAACACUGAGAAAUUAAAACUAACUUAUUUAUGUCAA